Vittaforma corneae ATCC 50505 is the source of this 717-nucleotide messenger RNA. RefSeq lists its product as uncharacterized. The transcript has a single exon. Lineage: Eukaryota; Fungi; Microsporidia; Nosematidae. The record is from RefSeq and is a predicted model, not a curated record.
UUGAAGAAACAAAUUUGUAUCCCUUUAAAUGGUUACAAAAAAAAAGUAACAGUCUACAGAAAGCUGGAAAAAACCAAGUGUUUGAAUGGAAAAAAACCAGUAAUUAAGAUUCCAUCAAAAUCCACAGUGAAUUUAUGCGUUAGUCAGUCGUCAGGAGAAAAAGUUAAGAAGAUAGCUAAUGAAGCAAAGGUAGAUAAUCGUACAGUAGAAGGAAAUAAAAUUGAAGAGCAGGAAAUGAACAAAAACGAAGCAGUUUUAAUGGACAAUGUCGUUGAAGAGAAUGUAUUUAGGAUAGUUAAAACAAGCAAAAAGGGGAAUAGUAAAAUAGACAUAGUUUCAAUAGAUGAUAGUAAGAAAAUAAUGUUCAACAAUAGAAAAGAAUUGUUUUAUAAAAUCACUAAAGAAAACCUCACAAAAUUUAAUAUUCCGCCAACCCCUACGAUUUUAAAAAGUUUGGAACAGUUUUUUACCCAAAAGCUUUCAAAAUUGGACUUUUUGAACGAACAGAUGAUUGAAAUAUAUUCAAGAGUAUUUUUAUACAGAAUAGGAUCAAAAUUCAUUGGAGUCAAAUUGGCAAAAACAACAUUGUUUUCAGGUCCAUUUAAAAAAGAGCUAUUUAGACGAGCACUUGACGAAGUUAAUGACUGGACAAUGCAAGAGGAAAUCAAUCAUAAUGAAGAUGAAUCAAUAUGUAAUCUUUACAAAAUAGCUAAUUAA